This is a messenger RNA of Glarea lozoyensis ATCC 20868, 1224 nucleotides long. Its product is annotated as Six-hairpin glycosidase. The transcript has a single exon. The record is from RefSeq and is a predicted model, not a curated record. Gene Ontology annotation, biological process: carbohydrate metabolic process. Bases 1 to 1224 code for a protein of 407 amino acids. Lineage: Eukaryota; Fungi; Ascomycota; Leotiomycetes; Helotiales; Helotiaceae.
AUGUCUUAUACUCAUCUAUUGUCUUAUGCUACGUGUUUCCUCACUCUGGGAGCACAAUCACUUGCAGCUCCUGCUUCUAGGUCUACUGAGGCUGAGCUAGCCUUCGAUGCUCUUCAAACCUAUUACAAUACUUCCAGUGGACUCUGGUCGACGACAGGAUGGUGGAAUAGCGCGAAUUGCUUAACUACGGCUGGACAGCUCGCUGCCAUUGAUCGGAAUAUACUGCCCACAGCUGAAGCUGUUUUCUCAAAUACUUUUGCAGAGGCUCAGAAGUUCAACCUCGGCACAUUGAAAGUCGUGAAAGCCGACUUCAACAUAGAGACAAUGUCAGGACCCCCGGCACUGGCUGAUAUAAAUACUCUGGCCCAGACUAAUCCAAAAGGGUUUCUUAACGACUAUUACGAUGAUGAGGGUUGGUGGGCUCUGGGCUGGAUUCAAGCAUUUGAUGUCACUCAAAACGAGGAAUAUCUUGAUACAGCUGUCGACAUAUUUAACGAUAUGGCGAAGGGAGCCACUACGCCGUGUGGAAAUCAAAACCAGCCUAUAUGGUGGGACAAAAAGAAGACAUACGUAAACGCAAUAGCAAACGAACUCUAUCUCUCAGUGGCAUCACAUCUCGCCAACAGGAUCCCAUCCAACGGAACAUAUCUCACCUCUGCUCAGAACCAGUGGAAAUGGUUCCAAGAAAGCGGCUUGAUCAAUGCCCAAAACACAAUCAACGAUGGUCUCACAACUGCCUGUAAGAACAACAACGGAACGGUAUGGUCUUACAAUCAGGGCGUCAUUCUCGGCGCACUCGUUGAACUCUCCAAAGCAACAGGCAAUCCCUCACUUCUCGACACCGCCGCCACAAUAGCCACCGCAGCUAUCAAAGCACUCUCUGAUGAAGACGGCAUCCUACACGAUGUUUGCGAGCCAAAUUGCGGAGCAGAUGGCGCUCAAUUCAAAGGCGUAUUCAUGAGGAAUCUUCGUCUGCUACAAAAUGAGGCGCCAGAUGAUGAAAUCGAGAAAUUCAUAGGUGCAAACGCUGCCAGUAUUUGGAAGUAUAAUAGGGCAAGUGAGGCUGCUCGUUCGAAUCUGCUUAGUGUGGUAUGGAGCGGUCCGUUCAUUGCACCUGCAAAUGCAAGUACGCAGAGCUCAGCAUUAGAUGCAUUAGUUGCGGCGCAGGCUUUGGGUGUGUUGCCCAGUAACGGGUUCUCAAUCGCUAGUCGUCGUAGAAAAUGA